AUCUUCCUCGAUUCUCUAUCUUUUUGAAUAUAAAAUCGAUUUAGAGAUUUUGGGUUUGUUCAACAAUGGCAGAAACAAAGUGGUAUUACACAAGAGAAGAGAUUGAAAAAAUCUCUCCAUCGAGACUUGACGGUAUCAACUUUAAAGAAGAGACUUUCCAACGUUGGUCUUACACUUCAUUCCUUCAAGAGCUUGGCCAGAGACUAAACAAUCCUCAGAAAUCUAUAGCCACAUCGAUUGUCUUGUGUCAACGAUUCUUCACUCGUCAAUCACUUGCAAAGAACGACCCAAAAACAGUAGCCAUCAUCUGUAUGUUUAUCGCUGGAAAAGUCGAAGGGUCUCCAAAGCCGGCCGGUGACGUCAUCGUUGUCUCUUACCGAGUUUUACACAAUAAAGAGCCGUUGAGAGAUGUGUUCGAGGGAUUGAAGAAGACUGUGUUAACCGGAGAGAAGCUUGUGCUCUCUACGUUAGGAUUUGAUCUCGAAAUCGAACACCCUUAUAAACUAGUGAUGGAUUGGGUUAAAAGAUCGGUUAAGGCCGAGGAUGUUAGGCGGUUAUGUCAAGCUGCAUUUAAUUUCAUCAAUGAUAGUCUAAGGACGUCGCUUUGCUUGCAGUUCGGGCCUAGUCAGAUUGCAGCCGCUGCUAUAUAUAUCGGUUCGUUCAUGUGUAAGAUGACGUUACCGGGUGAUGGAGAGAAAGUGUGGUGGCGAGAGUUCGAUGUCACGAAGCGUCAAUUGUGGGAAAUUUGUGACCAGACACUUGAUCUUUAUAUUCAGGACUUCGUCAUUCCGGUAGCGAGAGGUGACAGUUUGGUUUGAGAACAGACACUUGUGACCAGACACUUGAUCUUUAUAUUCAGGACUUCGUCAUUCCACUCAAAGCUUUCGAUGGCAGUCCAAAGGUCAUGAGCGGAGCACUUUGGUUUGAGAACAGUUUCGAGGAUGGACUCCGUAAUUGUCCCGUAGAUCCACAUCUUGACAAGAUCGUUGUGUUCCUUCCAUGACUUUUCAGUUUCCGGUGUGGAGGAGGAGGUGCCGUCGAUGUGACCAAGAACACCAAAACUGCUACAAUGUGUUUCAAAAAGCUCUCUCCAUGUAUCAUAAUUGAGUUUGGUCAUGUCAAGAGUGAUGGGUACGUAAGCUUUGAUUUGGCUUAUAGAGAAUGGUUUGUCAUUGGUGGGAGGAGUAAGGGCCAUCGUUGAGAAUAGAGAGAAUUAGAGAUGAAUAACAAGAAAGAGGAUUGCUUUGAGGAAGAAGGAAGAUGAAGAGAAAAGGAUGAAGAAG
Arabidopsis lyrata subsp. lyrata is the source of this 1283-nucleotide messenger RNA. RefSeq names its product putative cyclin-T1-1. Gene Ontology annotation, cellular component: cyclin/CDK positive transcription elongation factor complex; nucleus. The transcript has a single exon. Gene Ontology annotation, molecular function: cyclin-dependent protein serine/threonine kinase activator activity. NCBI's taxonomy places the organism in Eukaryota, Viridiplantae, Streptophyta, Magnoliopsida, Brassicales, Brassicaceae. The coding region runs from base 66 to 818 and encodes 250 amino acids. The record is from RefSeq and is a predicted model, not a curated record. Gene Ontology annotation, biological process: positive regulation of DNA-templated transcription, elongation; regulation of transcription by RNA polymerase II.